Molecule: messenger RNA, 3536 nt
Organism: Melopsittacus undulatus (budgerigar)
Lineage: Eukaryota; Metazoa; Chordata; Aves; Psittaciformes; Psittaculidae
Gene: PLEKHG5
Product: pleckstrin homology and RhoGEF domain containing G5
Biological process (GO): endothelial cell migration; Rho protein signal transduction
Cellular component (GO): plasma membrane; endocytic vesicle; axon
Molecular function (GO): guanyl-nucleotide exchange factor activity
Source: RefSeq, a predicted model, not a curated record
CCCAAAAGAUGCCUAUGUCUGGGUUUUGAGGACUCUUCCAUAGCGCUCCUGGUACCUGUAAGUGGACAAGUGAACGGGGAAGGACUUGGCUGGCGACCUGAGCAGUGCCUAAAACAAAUACAGGAGCUGUGCAGGAGGAUCCCCAGCGAGGCAGGAGCUGGAGCCGCGGGUGGAAGAGGCACCAGGAGAGCCGAGCCGUGCCCACCGGAGGAACCAGUGCUGUGCUGCCAGAACCCCGACUGCUCCAGCGAGAGGAGGGCGGCCAAGGUGUGUGACCAUGGCGAGUGCCACCGGCUAAGCUGCAGCAGCCCCCUCAGCCUGUGUGAGCUCGGGGACAGCCGCCUGCAUGGCGCCAUGCACUGCGAUGGACGCAUCCGCUUUGACCUGCCCCCGCCAGGCUCCAUCCUGGCCCGCAACAUGUCAACGCGCUCAUGCCCACCCCGCACCAGCCCUGCCUCUGAUGUGGAUGAGGAAGAGGAGGGACUGGCCGAUGGCAGAGGGGAGCGGAGGAGCUCAGCACUGAAGCUGCCCAAGAAGAAGGCUCGGCGCCGGCACACAGACGACCCCAGCAAGGAGUGCUUCACCCUCAAGUUUGACCUCAGCACCAACGUCGAGGCAGAGAUUGUGCCGGCCUCAAAGAAGAAAUCCCUGGGGGAGGUGCUGCUGCCGGUCCUGGAGAGGAAGGCCAUCGAGCCGGGCAGGGUGGAUGUGUACCUGGAGCAGUCUCAGACUCCGCUCUCACUCCAGUUUGAGGCGUUCCGCUUCGGGGGGCACUACCUGUGUGUGAGAGCCAAGCCCGGGGAUGAGCUGAAGGUGGAGCAGGCAGUGCAGGAAGCCAGGUUGGCCGCUCUGCCCAUCGUGCACCCUGCCGGCACGGUGCCAGGACAACGGGAGGGCACUGACAGCCUGGCUCCGGGCCGGCGGAGGAAGAACAUGACGGAGUUCCUGGGGGACAGCAGCAUCCCCAGCCCCGAGCUGUCCCCGCACGCCGCGGCCUCCCUGCCUGCCAAUGGCACCGACACCUGGAAGAACCGCGCUGCCAGCCGCUUCAGCGGCUUCUUCGGCUCCGGCACCAGCACCGGCUCCUUCGGGAGGGAGAGUGAGAAGCUGGAGCAGCUGGUGAGCCGGCUGCACGCCUACGGCACCUUCGGGCUGCCCAAGCUGCCGCCGCAGCUCCGCUUCGACCGUGACUCCUGGGAGGAGGAUGGGGACGAGGCCGGGCUGGCACUGGAGGACAGCUGGCAGCAGAUCAUCCAUGGGGCAGAGGCCCUGUCGCGCCGGCAGUGCCACCAGCAGGAAGCCAUCUGGGAGCUGCUGCACACCGAGGCCACCUACAUCCGCAAGCUCAAAGUCAUCACCGACCUCUUCCUCUGCUGCCUGCUGAACCUGCAGGAGUCAGGGCUGCUGUGUGAGGUGGAUGCCGAGCGGCUCUUCAGCAACAUCGGGGAGAUCAUCCGGCUGCACCGGGAGCUGUGGCGCGGGGUCAUGGCCCCGGUGCUGGCCAAGGCACGCAGGACCGGGGCACUGCUUGACCCUGUGGACUUCCUUGAUGGCUUCAAGACGUUCGGGUCCCUCUUCAAGCCCUAUGUGCGGUACUGCAUGGAGGAGGAGGGCUGCAUGGAGUACAUGCGGAUGCUGCUGAGGGAUAGCGAGCUGUUCCGCUCCUAUGUGACGUGGGCCGAGAAGCACGAGCAGUGCAGCCGCCUGAAGCUGAGUGACAUGCUGGUGAAACCACACCAGCGCCUCACCAAGUACCCGCUGCUCCUCAAGUCUGUGCUGAAGAAGACGGAUGACCCACGUGCCCGUGACGCCAUCACUGCCAUGAUCGGCUCCGUGGAGCACUUCAUCAACGAUGUCAACUCGCGGAUGCGGCAGCGGCAGGAGCGGCAGCGCCUGGCUGCCAUCCUCAGCCGCAUUGAUGCCUAUGAGGUGGUGGAGGGCAGCACGGAUGAGGUGGACAAGCUGCUGAAGGAGUUCCUGCGGCUGGACCUGACCGCCCCCAUCCCCGGCACGUCCCCGGAGGACACACGGCAGCUCCUGCUCGAGGGCAGCCUGCGCAUGCGGGAAGGUAAAGACAGCAAGAUGGAUGUCUACUGCUUCCUCUUCACCGACCUCUUCCUCAUCACCAAGCCCCUCAAGAAGGCUGAGCGCACUAAGGUGGUCCGGCAGCCCUUGCUGGUGGACAAGGUGGUGUGCCGUGAGCUCCGGGACCCGGGCUCCUUCCUCCUCAUCUACCUGAACGAGCUGGGCAGCGCCGUGGCUGCCUACACAUUCCAGGCCAGCGGGCAGUCACUGUGCCGCAGCUGGGUGGAGGCAGUGCGCAACGCCCAGAACCUGCUGCAGCGGCUGCGGCAGCGCCGGCGCCUGGAGCAGCAGCAGGAGGAGGAUGGUGACAGUGACGCCUCGGCCGCCAGCUCCCCAACCAUCCUGCGCCGCGGCAGCACCAGCCCCGACUCACAGCGCUGCCCAUCCGACGGCUCCACCGAGACCCUCGCCGUGGUGGCCACAGAUGGUGGUGAUGAGCUCUCCUCCCCGGACUGGGACCCAGGGCCCUUCAGCUCAGCCUCAGACGGCUCCUCCAUUGGCACCAGCACCUCCAUCGGCGCCGGGACCCCCACCUCCUCCGAGACCCCCCCCCGGGAGCUGCCUGCGGGUGCCCUGCCUGUCCCCCUGCCCCAUGGCACAGCCUCCCCAGCCAGUGCCUGUCGCUCAUCCUCCAUCGACAGUGCCUAUGGCACACUGUCACCCACCUCCCUGCAGGACUUGGCCAGCAGCCCGAGGAAGGGCGUGAGCCCCACGCUGCCCCCCCCAGCCCCACGGCCCCCCUCACCCCGGCUGCGCCGCCAGACCCCCGUGCAGCUCCUGCCCUGCCCCACCAGGGUGCUCAAGUCCAAGUCGGAGGCCAACCUGCCCCAGCUCCUGCGCCCCAGCCCCCCCGGCCCCCCUCAACCAGAGCCGCAGCCUCUCUGCCCUGUGCCCUGCUCGGACUACCCCACACCAAGCCCCCGGCCCCCCGGCUGCCCCCGGCAGCAGCGGCAGCUCCACCUCAGAGCUGUCAGAGCCGGAGGAGCCGGCCGAGCGCCCCAUGUCCCUUCCAAGGGAGCUGGGUCGCAGCCCCCUGCCCGCCGCCCGCCGGACCCUGUCGGACCCACAGUCAGCACAGCACCGCAAGCUGACCCUGGCACAGCUCUACCGGAUUCGGACCACGCUGCUGCUCAACUCCACGCUGACAGCCUCGGAGGUCUGAGAGCCGCCGGAGUGGUGGGGAUGGAUGUAUGGCUGCACCAAGGAGCUGCUCCUGCUUCCAACCGGAGCGUACCACCGAGGCCGGGUGAUGGGAUGUCACAGCAGUGGGGACACGGAUGGGGAUGCAGAUCAGUCCCCUCAGCGAGGACAUAGCCUGGGCAUGGUGGCACGGGGCUGCCCGCACCUCCUAGGGGCAGGGACAUGGCUCAUGCCAAACCCUCAUCUGCAGGGAUGAGGGUUGUUGGUCGGGGCCCAGCUGCCCCAUGGUGCAUCAGACGUGGGGGGCAAGG